AUGGAGGCUGUCUUGGACUUCUCCAAGGAUCUCGACAUCAACCUCCUGGACCAGGUUGUUCAGGCCUUCUACGGUGGCUCGGGUGCCGAGCAACAACAGGCCCAGCAGGUUCUCACCCAGUUCCAGGAGAACCCCGACUCCUGGCAGCGCGUGCCCGCUAUCCUGGAGUCCUCGAACAACCUCAGCACGAAGUACAUUGGACUUCAGAUCCUCGAGAAGCUCGUGAGGACAAAAUGGAAGGCGCUUCCGGCCGAUCAGCAGCAGGGCAUCCGUAACUUCAUUGUGCAAGUUACCGUUGAUAUCUCCAGCGAUGAGGCUCGCAUGCGUAGGGAAAAGAGCUACCUCAACAAGCUCAACCUCGUCCUGGUCCAGAUUCUGAAGCAGGCGUGGCCCAAGGAUUGGCCGUCGUUUAUCCCCGAGAUCACGACGUCGUCGAGGACGAACCUUUCGCUGUGCGAGAACAACAUGGUCAUUCUGAAGCUUCUGUCCGAGGAGAUCUUCGAUUAUUCGGCGGAGCAGAUGACUCAGGCCAAGACCAAGGCGCUCAAGCAGACGAUGUGUGGCGAGUUCUCCGACAUCUUCACGCUGUGUAACGAGGUCCUCGAGAAGGCGAACAAGCCCAGCCUCAUCAAGGCGACCCUUGAAACGCUUCUCCGCUUCCUCAACUGGAUCCCGCUGGGUUACAUCUUCGAGACGCAGAUCAUCGACCACCUCGUCAACCGCUUCCUCGAGGUGCCCGAGUUCCGCAACGUCACUCUCAAGUGUCUUUCCGAGAUCGGCGCUCUCAACGUCGGACCCGAGUACAACAACAAGUUUGUCAUUCUUUUCCAGAUGGUCAUGACGAGCGUGAACCGCAUGGUCCCCCCGAGCACCGACCUCGCCUCGGCCUACGAGAACUCGGACGACGAUGACCAGCAGCUCAUCAAGAACCUCGCCCUUUUCCUGACCAAUUUCCUCUCUUCCCACCUCCGCCUGAUCGAGACGCCCGAGUCAAACGAGCUUCUUAUCAACGCCCACCUCUACCUCAUCAAGAUCUCGACCGUCGAUGACCGUGAAGUCUUCAAGAUCUGUCUGGAGUACUGGGCGAAGCUUGUCGCGGAGCUCUACGAGGAGAUCCAGUCGCUGCCGAUGGGCGACAUCAACCCGCUCAUGAACCUCAACCUCGGAAGUGGCAUGGGUCUUAACGGCAACCAGAGCCUCAUGCUUAACGGUGCGCCUCUGAGGAAAACAAUUUAUGGCGAGAUCCUGUCGAACCUGCGACUGGUCAUGAUCGAGAAGAUGGUCAAGCCCGAAGAGGUUCUCAUCGUUGAGAACGACGAGGGAGAGAUUGUGCGCGAGUUCAUGAAGGAGAGCGACACCAUUAUGCUCUACAAGAGCAUGCGUGAGGUGCUCGUUUACCUUACUCACCUCGACGUCGCCGACACGGAGCAGAUCAUGACGGACAAGCUCGCCAAGCAGAUCGACGGAUCGGAGUGGUCGUGGAACAACCUCAACACCCUCUGUUGGGCCAUCGGCUCCAUCUCUGGUGCGAUGAACGAGGAGACGGAGAAGCGCUUCCUCGUCACUGUCAUCAAAGACCUUCUUGGCCUCACCGAGAUGAAGCGUGGCAAGGACAACAAGGCUGUCUGCGCGUCUGACAUCAUGUACAUCGUUGGCCAGUACCCUCGAUUCCUCAAGGCCCACUGGAAGUUCCUCAAGACUGUCGUCAACAAGCUCUUCGAGUUCAUGCACGAGACCCACGAGGGUGUCCAGGACAUGGCGUGUGACACUUUCAUCAAGAUCGCCCAGAAGUGUCGUCGUCACUUCGUGAUGCAGCAGGCGGGCGAGCACGAACCGUUCAUCGACGAGAUUCUCCGCAACCUCCACCGCAUCACUGUCGACCUCCAGCCUCAGCAGGUUCACACUUUCUACGAGGCUGUUGGAUACAUGAUCUCGGCUCAGCCCAACAAGCCGACGCAGGAGAGGCUUAUCGAGAAGCUCAUGGAGCUGCCCAAUAGUGCCUGGGACCAGCUCAUGCAGGCUGCGGCCAGCAACGUCGACGUGCUCGGCGAUACCGACAACGUGAAGAUCAUGUCCACUGUUCUCAAGACGAACGUUUCGGCCUGUACCUCUAUCGGAUCGUUCUUCCUGCCCCAGCUUGGACGCAUCUGGCUCGACAUGCUCGGUCUUUACAAGGCUGUCUCCGGCAUCAUCAGCGACCAGGUUGCUCAGCAGGGCCUCAUUGCCACCAAGACGCCCAAGGUCCGCCAGCUGCGUACGAUCAAGAAGGAGAUCCUCAAGCUCGUCGAGACCUACGUUAAGAAGGCCGAGGACCUUGACGGUGUGGACCAGAACCUGAUCCCCGGUCUCCUCGACGCCAUCCUGGGCGACUACAACCGCAACGUUCCCGCCGCCCGCGACGCUGAGGUUCUGAACGUCAUGGCCACGAUCGUCUCGAAGCUUGGUUCGCUCCUCAUCCCGCAAAUCGCUCCCAUCCUUGACGCUGUGUUCGAGCCUACCCUGGACAUGAUCAACAAGGACUUUGCCGAGUACCCUGAGCACCGCGUCGGCUUCUUCAAGCUGCUGCGUGCCAUCAACCUGACGUGCUUCCCCGCGCUCAUUGAGCUCCCGCCAGCGCAGUUCAAGCUAAUCAUGGACUCUGUUGUCUGGGCCUUCAAGCACACCAUGCGAGACAUCGCCGACACUGGUCUUAGCAUUGCCUUUGAGAUCGUCAACAACUUCGCCUCGUCAUCACCGGACAUUGCGAACGCUUUCUACCAGCAGUUCCUCCUCCCCCUUCUUGGAGACGUCUUCUAUGUCCUCACCGACGCCGACCACAAGAGUGGCUUCAAGAUGCAGACGAUUCUGCUGGCCCGUCUCAUUUCGCUCGUCGAGACCAACUCGGUCCAGGCGCCGCUCUGGGACUCUGCCACGAUCAACGACCCGUCAAUGAACAACGUCACAUUCCUCAAGCAGUACAUUGCCAACCUGCUUACGAACGCAUUCAGCAACAUGUCGCCGACGCAGAUCAACGCCUUUGUCAACCUCAUGUUCGAGCACUCGGCUGACCCCAACAAGUUCAAGGGAACGCUCCGAGACUUCCUUAUCACUCUCAAGGAGUUCUCUGGAGAUAACGCCGAUCUUUACAUUGAGGAGAAGGAGGCUGAGGCCGAAGCCAAGGCUGCCGCUGAGCGCCAGGCCGCCGAGCGUGUACCCGGUAUGCUCAAGCCUGCCCAGAUUGUCGACGACGACGCCGAGCUCUAA
This is a messenger RNA of Trichosporon asahii var. asahii CBS 2479, 3243 nucleotides long. Its product is annotated as Crm1-F1. Gene Ontology annotation, molecular function: small GTPase binding; nuclear export signal receptor activity. The record is from RefSeq and is a predicted model, not a curated record. The transcript has 6 exons. Gene Ontology annotation, biological process: ribosomal small subunit export from nucleus; protein export from nucleus; ribosomal large subunit export from nucleus. Lineage: Eukaryota; Fungi; Basidiomycota; Tremellomycetes; Trichosporonales; Trichosporonaceae. Bases 1 to 3243 code for a protein of 1080 amino acids. Gene Ontology annotation, cellular component: cytoplasm; nucleus.